Molecule: messenger RNA, 547 nt
Organism: Thamnophis elegans (Western terrestrial garter snake)
Lineage: Eukaryota; Metazoa; Chordata; Lepidosauria; Squamata; Natricidae
Product: cytochrome c oxidase subunit 7C, mitochondrial
Exons: 3
Coding region: 100-291 (63 amino acids)
Biological process (GO): mitochondrial electron transport, cytochrome c to oxygen
Source: RefSeq, a predicted model, not a curated record
CUUUUCUCCCAUAACGCCUGAGUCACGUGGCUCUAGAUUAAGUGAAGGUCGUGAGGGAAAAGGCACCUUUUUGUCGCCGGGGUUCUCAUUCCGGCCGAUAUGUUGACUACCACCAUCCGCCGUUUCGGCACCUCCGCCCUUCGGCGGAUGCAUUACGAGGAUGGGCCGGGAAAGAAUCUCCCAUUCUCUGUUAACAACAAAUGGAAAUUGUUAUUCGGAACCUUUAUCUUUACCAUAACUGGUAUUGGUGGUCCCUGUUUUAUUGUAAGGCAUCAGCUGCUUAAGCAGUGAAUAUGUUGUAACAGGUUUCCUCACAGUGGGGAUGUUAACUAGCUGUGUACAAAGUUAUCUGCAACCUUCCCAAAUUGUUCCGAUGAGUGAAGCAUGAAAGGACAUAACAGCCAAGAUGGUGCUCAGCUGGCAAUGGCAUCAUAGCUCCAGAAACGUCUCGUUGUGAUGUUGCAGAAGGAAACACUGAAAGGAAAAGCGUUACUGUGAUGCAGCAGGAAUGCUUGUGCCAAUUAUUAAAUUAAAGGCAUAAGAUGCA